Messenger RNA from Hyalella azteca, 518 nucleotides. Its product is annotated as sperm-specific protein Don juan-like. The record is from RefSeq and is a predicted model, not a curated record. The annotation marks the transcript as partial. The transcript is spliced from 3 exons. Lineage: Eukaryota; Metazoa; Arthropoda; Malacostraca; Amphipoda; Hyalellidae.
AUGAAUAUAAGAAAGGCAAUAAUUCCAAGGGAAAUCAAAUGCAAGAAGAUCAAGUGCAAGAAGAUCAGGUGCAAGAAGAUCAAGUUCAAGAAGAUCAAGUGCAAGAAGAUCGAGUGCAGGAGAAUCAAGUGCAAGAAGAUCAAUCACAGGAUUGCUAAAAGCAAGAAGAUCGAGUGCAGGAAGAUCAAGUGCAGAAAGAUCAUGUACUGGAAGUUCAGGUACUGGAAGAUCAAGUGCAGGAAGGCCAAGUGCAGGAAGAUCGAUUGCAGGAAGAUCAAGAGCAGGAAGUUCUUGUACAUGAAGGCCAAGUGCAGGAACAUCAAUUGCAGAAAGAACAUGAGCAGGAAGAUUAGGAAAGAGCAGGAAGAUCAAGUGAGAAUCAAGUGCAAGAAAGUCAAGCACAGGAUUGCCAAGCGCAGGAUUUUCAAGCGCAGGAUUGUCAAGCGCAUGAUUGACAAGUGCAGGAAGAUCAACUGCAGAAAGAUUACGCUCAGGGAAGUCAAGUCCAGGAAGAUCAA